AAACGGCGGAUAAAGAUAAACCUCUGCUCUCCUCCGCUUUCCUUAACCGCCAAAACCUUCCUUCUCAAUCUGACUCUAAUGUCUUCUGUUGGUGGUGGUGAGCUUCUCUUUACCAAGCCUCUCACUCUCUCUUGCAUCCCCAAGGUCUCUCCUUUCUUCUCCUCCUUCUCUUCUCCGCCAAUCCGCUCUUUCUCUCCUCCUUUCCUCUCUGUUUCUUUCCUCUCUUCCAUUUCCACCUCCUCUCUACCUCUCCGCUGCUAUGCCGCGUCUUCCCCAUCCGAAACUGAGGGUGAAGAUUUCCUUGAUGCAGAAGAGGAAGACAUUGAAUCCGAUGAGGAAUACGCCUUUGAUCCCGACGCUCUUGAAUUGGAAGCAAAGCAUGCUGUUCGCGAGUAUUCUGCCUCAUUAUCUCAUCAGUUGAAACUGGAAGAUGAAGCUAGCGAUCAAAAGGAUUCCAGUCGAAAGCAGAAGAGAAGUAAAAGUACCACUAGAAAUAUCCCUGACCAUCUUCUUCCACGGGUUGCAAUUGUUGGAAGACCAAAUGUUGGUAAAUCAGCAUUAUUUAAUCGCCUUGUCGGGGGGAACAGGGCUAUUGUGGUGGAUGAGCCUGGGGUUACCAGGGAUCGCUUGUAUGGUAGAUCCUUCUGGGGAGAGUAUGAGUUUAUGGUGGUGGAUACUGGUGGGGUCCUCACUCUGUCAAAAACACAGGCCAAUUAUUCAGAGGAAUUGGCUGUUUCAACAACCAUUGGUAUGGAUGGCAUUCCACGUGCCUCCAGGGAGGCAGCUCUUGCAAGGAUGCCAUCUAUGAUUGAAAGGCAAGCUACUGCAGCUGUUGAAGAAGCAUCUGUGAUCUUAUUUGUUGUAGAUGGGCAGGCAGGUUUAACAGCAGCUGAUGUGGAGAUAGUGGACUGGCUGCGGAAGAACUAUUCAAGUAAAUCUAUCAUUCUUGCUGUGAACAAGUGUGAAUCUCCACGUAAAGGUAUCAUGCAGGCAUCAGAAUUUUGGUCAUUGGGGUUCUCACCACUUCCUAUAUCUGCUUUGUCUGGGACUGGAACUGGGGAGCUUCUUGACCUUGUUUGUUCAGGACUGCAAAAGAUUGAGGGACCUGAACAUCGAGACGAGAUAGAAAUUUAUGUCCCAGCUAUUGCAAUUGUUGGCCGACCAAAUGUUGGUAAAAGUAGUAUAUUAAAUGCCUUGCUUGGUGAGGAUAGAACAAUUGUUAGCCCUAUAAGUGGUACCACGCGUGAUGCUAUUGAUACAGAAUUUACAGGACCUGACGGCCAGAAGUUUCGCCUUAUCGAUACUGCUGGGAUUAGAAGAAGGGCAGCAAUAGCUUCAUUGGGUAGUGCCACUGAGGCAUUAUCAGUGAAUCGAGCAUUUCGUGCCAUUCGUCGAUCUGAUGUUGUUGCCCUUGUCAUUGAAGCCAUGGCUUGUAUAACAGAGCAGGAUUGCAGAAUUGCUGAAAGGAUAGAGAAGGAAGGGAAAGGUUGUCUGAUUGUUGUAAACAAAUGGGAUACAAUACCAAAUAAAAACCAGCAAACUGCAACAUAUUACGAGCAGGAUGUUCGAGAGAAGUUAAGAAGUCUUCAGUGGGCGCCUAUUGUUUAUUCAACAGCAAUAGCUGGUCAUGGUGUUGAAAAGAUCACUGUUGCUGCCAGCACAGUUGAGAAUGAGAGAUCAAGAAGGCUGAGCACUGCAAUAUUGAAUCAAGUGGUACAGGAAGCAAUAGCUUUUAAACCACCUCCUCGGACGAGGGGUGGCAGGAGAGGACGAGUUUAUUACUGUACCCAGGCUGCUAUCAGGCCUCCCACAUUUGUUUUUUUUGUUAAUGAUUCAAAAUUGUUUCCUGAGACUUACCGCCGUUAUAUGGAGAAGCAACUCCGUUCAGAUGCAGGUUUUGCUGGUACUCCUAUUCGACUUCUUUGGCGGAGCAGAAGAAAGCUAGAAAAAGAUGAAGGUAAAGCAACAAGACUGCAAGCAAACAUUGCUCCUCGUGGUGGAAAAUUGGCAUUGGCUACAUGAAAGAUAACGUUUAUCCUGCAUUUUUUGUUUCUAUUAUUACGGCAGGUGUUUCCAUCAUCUUAAACGUGAGUUGUUAUACGUAGCAAUCCUGCAAGAAACCUUGAAAGAAGAAAGGAAACAGGUUGACGGUUGAUAUUUAUAUUUUGGUUGUACAAUACUCCUUGGUCAGAAUCAGAAAUGCUACCAAAAGAUGACUUCUUUUGGAUUUUUGAAAAACCCCAACUGCUAUCUCAAUCAGUAGCGGCCACUUCGCUAUCUCCCACGCUAUCAUAGAUUUUUCCCUUUCCGUUGCUAUCUGCUAUUGAUAACCAUGCCGUUGUUUUUGCUUUUCACAGAAUUUGAUUGACUUGCAAGUCGCAACGGUGAAUGACUGAUUCCUUAAUUCUUGUGGGAGCAAAUGGUCCCAUAAUAAUUAGGGAUUUGGUAAGUGUAGUUGGAUGUAACUAUCAUGACAACGUCAGUGGGUAGAAAUAUUGAACACGGGUAAAGACCAGAGAUGAAAGAGGGUGGUUUCCCUACCAUUUUGUACCGAAGUUAGCCUCUUUUUUUCUUCUUCUUCUUUUUCCUUUUUUUUUGCACCUCUUUGUUUUGUAUGGAAAAAUAUAAUGACUUAUAUUAA
Messenger RNA from Rubroshorea leprosula, 2641 nucleotides. The record is from the annotation of a GenBank genome assembly. Lineage: Eukaryota; Viridiplantae; Streptophyta; Magnoliopsida; Malvales; Dipterocarpaceae.